AUGCCCGACGACGUCACACCGAAGGGCGCCGUUAAAAAGGACGCCGUUACAAGGGACACAUCCACAAUGGACACAAGGCAAGAGGUAGUAGCGCACGAGUUUAGUAACGUGAAACUUCCUGCAUUUUGGAAAGACGAACUGCGAUUGUGGUUCACGAUGUUGGAAAGGGAAUUUGCCGCUUAUAAUAUAAAAGCGGACACCGUAAAGAGUUCGGCGGUCGUCAGAAAUUUGGACCCGGCGACCAUGAAAAUUAUUCUGGAUGUAAUAGAGGCUCCUGAAGAAAAAUCAACGUAUGUACAUAUUAAACAAGCGUUGAUAGAACGCCUUGCGAAAAGUGACGAAGCCAAUUUGAGGAAGCUCCUCACGGACAUAGAGCUGGGAAAUAAAAAGCCCUCAGAGUUUUUAAGAGAAAUGUCCCAGCUCGCAGCAAAAAACGUCAGGGAAAACGCGCUUCGGACGCUUUGGAUACAGAGACUUCCCACUAUGGUUCAGGAAGUGUUGGCGAUUGUGGAUGACUCCGACCUUGACCGAUUGGCGAAGCUCGCCGAUAAAAUUUCGGAACGUUCGGGGGUGGCGGAGGUGGUCGCCAUUUCCGACUCAAACCAUAGCACGAGGGAAUCAAGAAAGGAUACCAUGCCGGGGCGACAAGAUGGCGAUUUGGCGGCCAUCGCCCAAAGGUUGGAGCGCCUAGAAGCACGCCUCACGGGGCGCUAUCGCAGCGGCAGCGACAGCCGAAGGCGAUUCUACAGGCGAAGAAGCGGUUCCCGAUCCAAAGAGGCAUCCCGGGACAAUGGAUACUGCUAUUUUCAUGGCAGAUUCGGCGAGGAGUCGUGGCGAUGCCGAAAACCGUGCUCAUGGACCAGCCUGAACAAGAGGCGUCCGAAAAACUAA
Osmia bicornis bicornis is the source of this 891-nucleotide messenger RNA. RefSeq lists its product as uncharacterized. The record is from RefSeq and is a predicted model, not a curated record. The coding region runs from base 1 to 891 and encodes 296 amino acids. NCBI's taxonomy places the organism in Eukaryota, Metazoa, Arthropoda, Insecta, Hymenoptera, Megachilidae. The transcript has a single exon.